GCGCGCCAUCGUUUCUACUUUCUGCACGUAUUUUCGUUACGGUAUUUGAAAUAUAAAUUUGUGCUUGUGCACGUCUUGUACAUACAAUUAGUGAAAUGUGAAUAAAUUUACGAAGCAAACGCACAUAAUACUACAACCUACGACAACACUAGUUGUAUUCUAGUGCAUACUCGUGCCAUACAUGGGACGUUUGUGUCACUGCUCUGCAUAUGUAUGCAAUCAGUGCAUUUGUUUUGAUAGAAAAAAUAUUAACCCUGUAUCGUCUGCUUUGUGCACUUAUCGAGUAAGGGAUAACGAAAUAGUUUUUUUCUACCCUUAUAUAUAUCGGUAAUCUUCGACUGUUUGUUCAAACAUUGAGCCCAUCGCUAUCCUCGUACUGUAUAAAUAUCGUAGAAGAUCGCGGCCAUGUACGAUUCAAUUUGACCAUCGGUACUUUCUCUCGCUGAUGCGUUCAUUACUCAAUAGUCGGUCGCGUAAAGCCGGAGCGGUCGCCGAUGGUAGCGGUAGUGCAUGAGCGGCGUCUCGGACCCCAGGAUUCUCGUGUAGUGUGAUGUGCAUAAACGUGUUGUGAUGGUGGAACGCGAGGGGAUGAGGCGCGGGGGCUGCGGCUGGGGCAGCGGUGUGCUGGGGCGCUGGUCCCUGCGCCGGCUGCUGCUGGACAGCCCUCUCGUCGGCAGGAGGCUCGCUAACUCAGUAUUGGACCAGACGGACGGGAGACCAGUGAGAUUAGGCGCGGAGCAGGCGCAGGUGCGGCCGCCACCGCCGCAGAACGUAGCUGAUGAUGACGAGGGCGAGGUGCUCGACUGUCCGCUAUGCCUGUCGGCGUUCAGCUCGGCGAGCCUGGUGCGGCUGGCGUGGUGCUCCCACCGGUGCUGCGAGCAGUGCCUCCGCCAGUACCUCGCCAUUGAGAUCUACGAGGCGCGUAUGCCAGUCAACUGUCCUGUGUGCCACGAGAGCAUGCAUCCCUCCGACGUCAGGCGGAUAGUGGACAACCCAGCGCUGUACGACAAGUAUGAGGAGUUCUCCGUGCGGCGCGCGCUCGCCGCCGACCCCGACACGCGCUGGUGCCCCGCCCCCGACUGCAGUUUCGCGGUUGUGGCUACGGGGUGCGCGUCGUGCCCGAAGCUGGUGUGCCUCGCACCGGGGUGCGGGUGGUCGUUCUGCUACCACUGCAAGGCGCCCUGGCACCCCACGCAGACCUGCGACGCCGCGCGACGGUCGCGGCAGCCGCCGCCGCGCGCCACACCGCCACAGACCGAUAUGGACUCCGGUGAGGUGAAGCCGUGUCCGCGGUGCUCGGUGCUGAUAGUGAAGGUGGAGGACGGGUCGUGCAACCACAUGGUGUGCUGCGUCUGCGGCGCCGAGUUCUGCUGGCUCUGCAUGAAGGAGGUCUCCGACCUGCACUACCUCAGUCCGAGCGGGUGCACGUUCUGGGGCAAGAAGCCGUGGUCGCGCAAGAAGAAGCUGCUGUGGCAGCUGGGCACGCUGGCGGGCGCGCCGCUCGGCAUCGCCGUGGUGGCGGGCGUCGCGCUGCCCGCGCUGCUGGUGGGGCUGCCGCUGUGGGCGGGCCGGCGCGCGCACCGCCGCCUGCGCCGCGCUCCGCCCGCGCGCCGCCGCGCCGCCGUCGCAGCCGCCGUCGCCGCCGCGCUCGUCGUGUCCCCCCUCGUCGCCGGCCUCGCCGUCGGUAUCGGCGUGCCCAUCCUGCUGUUCUACGUGUACGGCGUGGUGCCGGUGUCGCUGUGCCGCGCGGGGGGCUGCGCCGCCGCCCCGCGCGAGCCCCCCGACCCCCGCGAGCCCCCCGACGGCCCCGACCCGCCCGACGCGCCCGACCUCGACGCCGCCUCGCGUCGCCUCGAGCCCAGCAUAGGCGACGCGUCGCUGUCGGCGGGUUCGGGUUCUGCGGCGGCGGAGGUGCGCGCGGCGUCGCUGGCGGGUCUGGCGGGGUCGCUGGGCGGCGAGACGGCGUCGCCGGCGCGCGGCGAGGAUGGCGGCGACGCGGCGUCGGCCGCCAGCUGGGGCGAGGAGGCGUCGUGCUCGCGCUCGGCCGCGCGCCUGCGCAGCCUGUUCCUGUACGGCAGCGCGGAGCCGCCGCCGGACCCCGAGGCGGGCCCCUCCGCGCCGCCCCCGCGCCCCGCGCCGCCGCCCGUCCUCACCAGCGCCUGCGAGACCGCCCGCCCGCCGCAGCCGUCGCGCCCGCCCAGCCCCGCCUCCUAACGGUAGCGGGACGAGCUUCGUGGUAUCUGAGUCCCCGGGCGGGAUCGCCUAGAUCCGAAGUGCGUCUCGAAUUUGGUCACGUAUCGGCCGGCGACCUCGCGACCUCGAAAUUGAUUUUUACCAGCCCCCUGUGUCGCCGCGGUUCGUAGGCCGAGGUCACCUCGAGCUACGAACCGCGGGUAGGCCCGCUGCGGAGUCAUUUUCUGUUGUAUCGUACUUGCCACUCUGAUUUCCGCGCCAUUGUGUGAUCCACGAUCAUCGGCCGACGCCGGUUCGGGUCGAGAAGCGAUGGUCGUUACGUCCAGACUCAAAACUGACGAGUCGAAAACUGAGCUCUCGCAUUAAUAUAGAGAUAGAGAUCCGUAGUAGAAAAUUUAUUAGUACGUAUGUAAACGUUAAGAAAAAAUGUUAGAACUGCUUUUUGUAUAUACUAAAUGGACUGCAAGUAUCUAUGUGAAAUGUAGUAUGAUCAUGACAUACUGUUGCCCCUUUCGCCGAUGUAAAGGGGCGAACUUAACUAGCCGUAAGGAAUAAGGAUCGCCAAAACUUCGAAAUUAGCUAGCGGUAAGAUUAGGCGAACGCUGUCUACGAUAGAUGCUUAGCGCUUCUCGGUGCAGUGCCACUCUAUCAGAUAUUUGUGAUAACUAUUAAUAAUCUAAAUUAUUUAAUUUUUCACGUUUGUAGGUUAUGAUUAAGCGAUAUUUUAUGUUAUAAUAAAAAUUGUAAUACUAUGAUUAAAAAUGUGAUUAAACUG
Aricia agestis (brown argus) is the source of this 2968-nucleotide messenger RNA. RefSeq names its product E3 ubiquitin-protein ligase RNF19B-like. Bases 571 to 2214 code for a protein of 547 amino acids. Lineage: Eukaryota; Metazoa; Arthropoda; Insecta; Lepidoptera; Lycaenidae. The record is from RefSeq and is a predicted model, not a curated record. Gene Ontology annotation, biological process: positive regulation of proteasomal ubiquitin-dependent protein catabolic process; protein polyubiquitination; ubiquitin-dependent protein catabolic process. The transcript has 8 exons. Gene Ontology annotation, cellular component: ubiquitin ligase complex; cytoplasm. Gene Ontology annotation, molecular function: ubiquitin protein ligase activity; zinc ion binding; ubiquitin conjugating enzyme binding.